Molecule: messenger RNA, 845 nt
Organism: Struthio camelus australis
Lineage: Eukaryota; Metazoa; Chordata; Aves; Struthioniformes; Struthionidae
Source: RefSeq, a predicted model, not a curated record
AUGGCAUCAGUGCCGGGUGUCGGGGCCGGGCUGUCCUGGGUGUCGGGGAUGGCAUCAGUGCCGGGGGUCGGGGCCGGGCUGUCCCGGUAUUACAGCUUUGUCCCGAGCCGUCCCAGCCUACUAAUCCUUAGGUCUUGCUUUGUCCCAGGCAACACAUCAUUUAGCGCGGUAAAGGUGCGUGUUUGUUUUUCUUCUCCCCAGAAAGCAAUCAAGGAGAAGGACAUACCCAUUGAAGGCCUGGAAUUCAUGGGCCCAAGCAAAGGGAAAACGGAGAACUCCUCUUGACUUCAGCUCUUCCCGUGGAGUCACUAACAUGAGCCUUUGGACUAAGGAACCUAACCACACAAAAAGACUAGAUGCCACCUGGAAAAGGCCUUUGUUAAGCUGCUUUCUCUGUGUAGCCUUUUAGGAAGCAAGUACUCUGCUCUGCUUGUAAAAACACCACCACCACCACCCCGGAUCACGUGGUAAUUACUGCCCCCUUUUCGAUGAAUGUUGGUGGUGACUCAGCAUCUAACUGUGAAAAGCCUUUUUAACUAACUUCCUAUGUGAAUGUACUCUGUAAUGGGAGAAUGCCUGUUAGGAUGGGUUGAGUUACUGAUCUGUAACCGAUUUCUCUUGCUUAUUUAUAUAACACGUCAGAACAUUUAAAAAGAGCAUGAAGGCGAUUGGUUUACUUUGUCUCAUCUCUGUGCUGCUGACUUGUGGAGAAAGGGGCUUGGUUGAUAUGAUCCUGGAUGCUGAGGGGCUACCACGUUGCUUUGUAUCGAUGCCAGAGAUGUUAUAAAAGCACUUAUGCUCCGUGUGCAAUAUCCUAGCUAAAAUAAAUAUUGAUAACCAGGCUA